GGCCAAUUUUGAUUGAAGGAAACUAUCGUCAGGAUAGUGUUGCGUUGUAAUUAAAUGAAAUUAUCGAAUAUGAAAAAUGUUUAGAAACUGAAAGAGUUAAGACAGAUUGGCAUCCAUAGGUGUCCAAGUUUUUUCGCAAAACUCGAGGUUCGUAUAAAUAUAAAUGUUGAUCUCAGCCACCUGAACGAAUGCGAAGAUGCAACGGGAGUCGAGCCGAGUAAUAUGUACAUAAAUUUCUGCUGGAAAUGCUGUACUUCGACGAGGAAUUUGUUGAAAUUUAUUGAACUGUCUGGCUAUUCAUGUUAUAUUUGUCCGACAUAAGAAUGAAUCUUUGUUCGUGACACGUUCUAUAAAGUCGGUGAGACGGUGAUAUUUGGGUCUGCAUGAUAAACGGGAUGGGCUUUUCUACAAGUUUGCAAGGGCAAGCGUCCCACGAGGCGUUGCUCGGCCGUCAGGAUGCUGAAAUCAAACUUCUCGAAACGAUGAAACGAUGCCUGACGACUAAAGUUAAGUCGGAUCGUGAGUACGCUUCCACGAUUUCAUCCUUAGCGAGUCAAGGAAAAAAAAUUGAGCGCAACGAGGAUCUCGUUGGUAGUCUGAUAGCACAGAGCUGGAGGGAUAUCAUGGACUCCAUCGAUCAGACUGCUAAGUUAAUCAAGCAACAAGCUGAUUCAAUUGAAGGUAUAGUUGUGGAACAUAUCAUGACACUGUGCUCCGAAAGAAGAAGAGCUAGGAAAUUAUAUCAGGAGGAGCAGACAUGGUUGAACAAUCAGUUUCAACAGCUAACCGACGAUGUUACCAGAAAGAAAUUGGAAUAUCAGAAGAGUUUAGAAUUGUAUAAGUUGAUGAGAUCCCGCUUUGAAGAGCAUUACAUUAAAUCGGGUAGAGGUGGUAGAAAGUUGGAUGAAGUAAGAGAAAAGUAUCAAAAGGCUUGUAGAAAACUUCAUCUUACUCACAACGAGUAUGUGUUACUUCUGGGUGCUGUAACAGAGUGUGAGCAUGAUUUGAGAACGUGCUAUCUACCAAGUUUGCUUCAUCGGCAGCAGGCAAUUCAUCAAGAACUCAUAACAUCGUGGAAGGCCAUACUUCAGGACAUAGUAAAGUAUUCGGACUUCACAACGGAUAAGUUUCAAGAGAUACAUGUGCGAAUGCAGAAGGCUGUAGAUUUCGUGAAACCUGUAGACGAGUACAGGGACUUUAUAGGAAAGCAUAGAACGCAACCAGCAUCGCCGAUAAGAUUCACAUUCGACGAGAACCUUGUAGAUGAUACUUCGGGAAAAUUGUUGCCAAAUAAAUUGACGGUAGAUAAUCUGACAAUAGAUUGGUUAAGAAAUCGGCUAACAGAACUGGAGACUUCUCUGAAAGCGACUCAACAGAACCGACAAAAUCCUCAGUAUCCAUCAGAGAAUAAUACUGAUUCUAAGGUAUCGACUCUGGAUUAUUCCCGCGAGAGAGAAGAAUUACGCUUACGUUGUCAGGAAAAAAAGCUUCAACGACAAGUAGACGUGAUUAGAGCUGCAUUGAAUGAGUUGGGCUGUGAAGAACUACCAUUGGGAUACGAUCUUUCUAUGGAGACUUCUUUCACUGAUUCGCCAACUAUUAGUAAGAAAAGUACAGUUGCAGAUAUCGGUCUAUUUACAUUACGAAGAAAUCAACGAUUUAUGACAAUAUUUAGGUCUCCCUUCAAAUCUUUACCGAUGAUAAACGAUACGAAAGAUGGAACAGUUAGAUCGAGUAGCGAAGGUCCUACUUCAAAAACAGAUAAUACUUUACCAGUUGCACCAUUACGUGGAAUUUCUCAUAUAACAACUAAUCAGAAAGGAAAUGGAAACGGCGAUCUUAUGGAGGAAGAAUGGUUUCAUGGUGUAUUGCCUAGAGAGGAAGUAGUAAGUUUACUUGUAAACGAAGGAGAUUUUUUAGUACGCGAAACAACAAGAAACGACGAGUGCCAAAUAGUUCUAUCCGUAUGUUGGGAUGGGCAUAAGCAUUUUAUUGUACAGACAACAAACGAAGGACAUUAUAGAUUCGAAGGUCCUACAUUCCCGUCAAUUAAAGAAUUGAUCAGUCAUCAACGGUUAUCUGGUUCACCUGUAACCAGUCGAUCUGGAGCAAUUCUGAAAACGCCGAUCAUACGCGAACGCUGGGAGCUUAAUAACGAUGAUGUAAAUCUUUUAGAAAAAAUAGGACGGGGUAACUUUGGAGAUGUAUAUAAAGCGCAACUCAAAACUUGUAAGACUGAAGUAGCUGUAAAAACCUGCAAAGUAACAUUACCAGAUGAACAGAAGCGCAAGUUCUUACAGGAAGGACGAAUAUUGAAGCAAUAUGAUCACCCAAACAUAGUAAAACUUAUUGGAAUUUGCGUUCAGAAACAGCCUAUCAUGAUUGUUAUGGAAUUGGUGCCGGGUGGUUCUCUGUUAACUUACUUGAGAAAAAACGCUAGUACCAUUACGCAACAAGAACAGCUCCGCAUGUGCAAAGAUGCAGCGGCAGGUAUGCGCUAUUUGGAAUCUAAAUACUGUAUCCAUAGAGACUUAGCAGCCCGAAAUUGUCUCGUAGGAUACGAAUCCAUAGUAAAAAUUUCAGAUUUUGGAAUGUCGCGAGAGGAAGAAGAAUAUAUAGUUUCAGAUGGUAUGAAGCAGAUUCCAAUUAAAUGGACUGCGCCAGAGGCAUUAAAUUUCGGUAAAUACACGUCAUUGUGCGAUGUAUGGAGUUAUGGAGUCUUGAUGUGGGAAAUAUUUUCUAAGGGCGGAAAUCCCUACAGCGGAAUGUCAAAUUCACAGGCUCGCGAGAAAAUAGACGCAGGUUACCGAAUGCCAGCUCCAGAAAACGCGUCAGAUGAAAUAUACCGUUUAAUGUUACGAUGCUGGGAGUACGAGCCAGAGAAACGUCCUCACUUUGAUCAGAUUUACACUGUCGUUGAGACACUGUCUCAAGCGUAUUUGUAAAGUAUAAGUUUAAAUCGGUACUAAUCUGUAUCACGAACUACAUUACCUUUACUUCAUUGUUAUACUUAUAGAUUAUGUCGUACAAAUCGUGAAACUGAUGCUCAGUAUACCAAAAUGAUUGCUGAUACAUGGCUUUCUUCGUGCAAUUCGCUUAUUAUUCCUUUUAACUUGCCUUUAUUCUUUCUUUUUUUUUUUUUUGUAUUUGUAAUUUUUUCCUUUACUGGCAUUCCAGAGUAACUCGAUUGUUUUAGAUCUGUAAAGCAUAUUGCAUUCAAUUUCAUUUUACAUGAAAUGUCACGUACGAACUGGGCUUGAAAUUUUGAAAAUUGACUAUUGGUACUUCGUGUUUGCCUUGUAUUUAUAUAUCAUUACGCAAAACAGCGUGUAUAAUGUAUUAUGAAUCAUGUUCAUACGUGCCCUAUUGUCUGUUUCCUUUUUGUUUUUUAUUAAUAAUUUUGCAUUCACAUUUCUUAAAUUAUUUAUCCGUCCAUGUAACGAUUCACUUUCAUGUGCUAUAUAACAAACAUAGUAUAUACCACUAAAAUCAAAAUUAUAAUGUGAACUUUCGUUUAUUGUCAUCGCAAAAUUUUGAAACAACGUAAAUGAUUGACACGUGAAUCUCAAUAUUACCUUAAGAGAUGUAUGUAUAUUCUAUUAAUUUCUUUAUUGUCGAGCAAUCUUUGUGCAAAGCAAUGUUUUCAUUUUUAUUGGCGAGAAUUGCGAUUACGAAAAAUCGUCUACUUAUUUUAUUACGUUAAUUAUUGCUGUGCAAUAUACAACAUAUUUAACUUUUAAAAAUGCACAUAAUUUACGACGUAUUGUAACCACGUGUAAAGAUGAAAUGUAUACGUGCGUAGUAUGUAUGUACGUUUAAGUGAAAUGUAUAAGUUGAUUUCCGACGAGUUAAAAAAAAAAUAUUCGGAGCAACUGAACUCUUAUAUUGUAUAAUAGAAUUGAUAUAUGCUUUA
Hylaeus volcanicus is the source of this 3913-nucleotide messenger RNA. It is a transcript of the gene FER, whose product is annotated as tyrosine-protein kinase Fer. The transcript has 16 exons. Gene Ontology annotation, biological process: peptidyl-tyrosine phosphorylation. Bases 384 to 2945 code for a protein of 853 amino acids. The record is from RefSeq and is a predicted model, not a curated record. Gene Ontology annotation, molecular function: non-membrane spanning protein tyrosine kinase activity; ATP binding. NCBI's taxonomy places the organism in Eukaryota, Metazoa, Arthropoda, Insecta, Hymenoptera, Colletidae.